Aspergillus tanneri is the source of this 2940-nucleotide messenger RNA. RefSeq lists its product as uncharacterized. NCBI's taxonomy places the organism in Eukaryota, Fungi, Ascomycota, Eurotiomycetes, Eurotiales, Aspergillaceae. The record is from RefSeq and is a predicted model, not a curated record. The transcript is spliced from 2 exons. Bases 1 to 2940 code for a protein of 979 amino acids. Gene Ontology annotation, molecular function: protein binding.
AUGCCUUUUUUUCUCUCUAAGCCUAAACUUUGGAAGAAACUACGACUUGAAAAGAAACCACAGUCUGAAAAAGGCAAUUUCUUGAAAGGGGAGGUUACAAGUCCGUCGAACAGCCUGUUAUCUAAGCAAGAGGAGCGUCGUGAACCUACCCCUCAACCCAACGAUCUCUGGGUUAGAGCUGAGCAAAUAUUGAGACAAAGUAGUGAGCUGGACAAGAUUUUGAAAGCUUCGGCUGAAAUACUUGAAUACUACUACAGUUUGAAACUUCAGCCAGGAGAUACGAGUUACCACAAACGACUUUGCGAUUUCCUUGAGGCUAAAGCAAUUCAAGUAGAAGAGAAGAAGUGGGCGAUUCACCUAGGGAAUCAUAGCAUUACUGUUCGGGACCAACUCACAAAGGUAUUCAGAAAUGUCUUGGCCAUCAAAGAUAUUGUCAAUACUGCUGCAAGCGCGAGCCCACCAGCUUCGCUGGCCUGUGCUGGCAUAACGGCUUGUUUUGCGAUGGUCGUCCAAGCGGUAGAGCAGCAUGACCUUCUCCUACAAGGCUUAGAAUUGACUUCUGGAUUGAUACCUCGACUUCGCGUAAUGGAAACCCUUUAUUCGCAUUCUCAGACAAAACAGGCCAUUGAUCUCCUCGGGGAGUUUCAAAAAACUUUGGUCUCCAUCUACACCAGGAUAUUAGAGUUCCAGGCUCGAGCGCUCUGCUAUUUACACAGACAUUCAGCCUCCCAGCUUCUGGGAAACAUCUUUAAGUGGGAUGGAUGGGCUGACUUGCUGCAAGACUUUGAGAGGUUUGAAAAAUCUCUAGACCGAUUUACUUCCCUCAUUGCAGAUACAGAAUCAAGCCAGAGGCACGAAGAGGUUCUGAACGGACAUCGAGAGAUUCUGAAUGCUUUACGCGAACGUGAUAUAUGGACAACUACAUCGGCUAGAGACGAGAGGAUAAAAAGAUUUUUCAAGCUGCUCUACACUUGCCCAUACAAGGAUCGAAAAGACAGGAAUAGCAAGCGUGUCCCUGGAACUUGUGAAUGGUUUACAAGCCAUUCUCUAUUCCAGGCGUGGCAACAGAGUAAAAGUAAUGUCUCCUCCGGUCUACUAUGGGUGUCGGCAGAUCCAGGUUGCGGCAAGUCGGUCUUAACAAGAUACCUAGUUGACGAACUUCUUCUCAACACAAAUGAGCGAACGGUCUGUUAUUUCUUCUUCAAAGAUGACUUUUCGGAUCAGAGGAGUUCAACAAGCGCACUUUCAAUUAUAUUACGUCAGCUUUUCAUAGCACAGCCUCAGCUUUUGCAAGAUGCAGUCCUGGAUAAACUGGAUACCGACGGUGACACGUUUGUCCAAUCAUUUUCUGAAUUAUGGAAUUUGCUUGUAUCUAUUUCUACUAAUCCGAAGGCCGGAGAGAUUAUUUGCAUUCUGGACGCAUUAGACGAGUGUCAAGAUAGUGACCGGAAUCAACUCAUUCGCGCAGUCACGGAUUUUUACUUGAGACCCUAUAAAAACAGCAAGCUGAAGUUCUUGAUGACAAGCAGACCAUACGAUCACAUACGACGUGGCUUUUGGGAGCUGGAGGCCUACCUACCUACCAUCCAUUUAAGCGGGGAUGGCAAAAAAGAGGCCCAGCAGAUAUCUCGCGAAAUAAACCUUGUUAUCAGAAAAAGGGUUGAUGAUAUCAGCGAACAAAGAUCCCUGGAGAAGGAUGAACGCAGUAUGCUCAUGCAACAGUUAACGGCAGUUGAAAAUCGAACCUAUCUGUGGGUUAGCCUCACGUUGGACGUACUCGAGAAUAUCCCGGGUUUCACGAAAGGCAAUAUCCAUCGGGUAAUUCAGCAUCUACCCACAACUGUUGACAACGCCUAUGAAAGAAUCUUGGACCGGAGUUUGGAUGCGGACAAAGCCAGAAUUCUUCUUCAUAUUAUUACAGCUGCAAUGCGGCCUCUCUCGUUGGGAGAGCUGUCUCUUGCCUUGGCAAUCAGUGCAGGUCACCAAACUUUUACAGAGAUAUGUGAUGAACUGGAACCAGAAGACCGUUUUAGGAAAACUUUGAGGGAUGUCUGUGGACUCUUUGUGGUUGUUAUAGAUGAAAAGGUUUAUCUUCUUCAUCAAACCGCUAAGGAAUUCUUGGUCCGGGGCAACAACCCUACUGUGAAUAUAAACAUCUCUGAAGUCACAAGAUGGAAGCAUUCACUACUGCCAGAGGAGUCCAAUGAGAUUCUUGCAGACAUAUGCACUUCAUAUUUGGCCUUUGAACGAAAUGAAAUUGAUCACGAAAAAUUUUAUGUGUAUUCAUCAUGUUACUGGAGUGCGCAUUUUCGUCAAGCUUGCGUGCGAGAAGGGAACCCGCUAUUGAUCCGCGCGCAGAACAUUUGCAACCCAAGCUCUGAUCUAUAUCAAGUAUGGUCCAGAAUCUAUAAAAAUUAUGGGAAUAUUGUUCCCAAUGGCCCCACAACACUUUUCAUAGCAUCAGCUUUGGGGCUGGCUGGUGUGGCCAAGCUUCUUCUUGACACAGGAAAUGUCGAUGUCAACUGCAAGGAUUCUGAAUAUGGUCGGACACCACUCUCUUGGGCGGCAAUAAGUGGCCAUGAGGCAGUGGCUAAGCUUCUUCUUGACACAGGAAGGGUGGGUGUCGACUAUAAGGAUUCAAUAUAUGGUCAAACACCACUCUCUUUGGCGGCAGAGAAUGGACAUGAGGCAGUGGUUAAGCUUCUUCUUGACACAGGAAGAGUGGAUGUGGACUGUAAGGAUUCAAAAUAUGGUCAGACACCACUCUCUUGGGCGGCAGAGAGUGGCCAUGAGGCAGUGGUUAAGCUACUUCUUAGCAAAGGAAAGGUGAAUGUUGACUGCAAGGAUUCAAAUGGUAGGACACCACUUCAUUGGGCGGCAAGGAGUGGCCAUGAGGCAGUGGUUAAGCUACUCCAGGAACGCCAAUGCCCGCCUUUAUAA